This is a messenger RNA of Coregonus clupeaformis (lake whitefish), 3695 nucleotides long. It is a transcript of the gene eif2ak2, whose product is annotated as eukaryotic translation initiation factor 2-alpha kinase 2. Gene Ontology annotation, molecular function: ATP binding; protein kinase activity; double-stranded RNA binding. NCBI's taxonomy places the organism in Eukaryota, Metazoa, Chordata, Actinopteri, Salmoniformes, Salmonidae. Gene Ontology annotation, biological process: protein phosphorylation. The record is from RefSeq and is a predicted model, not a curated record. The transcript is spliced from 20 exons. The coding region runs from base 473 to 2626 and encodes 717 amino acids.
CUCAUAACAACUUAAGCAUUACGAAACUUAUAUUCGAGCAAAUACAUCUCACGUAGCAAAUAAGUCAUAACUUUUUUUGUUGACCAGAUUCGACACACACAUUGACCUCCAUUCAAAAACUCAUUGCUUGGUGGGCGAAACAACGACAAGACGCCACCUGCUGGAGGGAGACAGAUUGUCCUCCGAGUUGGGCCUCUCUUCCUUUUCCUCUGUUUAGAAACACAAAACGAAAGUCAAGCGUGAUGACUGGACACUGACAGCGGGUAAAUAUUCAAACACUUCUGGGUGCCAUUCACACAAAGGACGGUAACUAUAACAAUACAUUAUACAUAUCUAUAAAACGUUGGAGAUCAUCCAUACUAGAGGAAAGUUGAUCGUUCUACACCGGUCGAUCCACUGAUCAACUCAUCCUACUGCACGCUGUCGGCCUAUUAAUAAGGUGAUUCGACAACAUUAUUUUUUAUCAUAAUCAAUGGGAUCCACAAAUUAUGUCUCCAGACUGAUGGAGUACGCUCAGAGAAACCGUCAGAUCUCUGAUGUCAAGUUUGAAGAGGUUGGUACAGAUGGACCGGAUCAUCUUAAAACGUUCACUAUGAGGGUGGUGAUGAAGGGUCGUGACUAUCCUAACGGGGUUGGGAAGAACAAGAAAGAGGCCAAACAGAAUGCUGCUAAACAUGCUCUGGAUGGCCUGAUGGAGACGGAGCACAAGGACGCCACUGUUCCAUGUCUUCCAUCACUGGCUCCAACCCCUCAUGACCAAGCAGGUAUCACUCAGCCCAACUAUGUGUCGUGGCUCAAUGAACACAGCCAGAAGAAGAAGCUGUCUCUGAAGGCUUUGGAAGAAACACGGGAUGGACCCAACAACACCUCACAGUGCUGUAGGUAUGUGGUAGGUGAGAAAGAAUACCCAGAGGGCUUUGGGAACACUAAGAAGGAAGCUAAGGAGGAAGCAGCAAUGCUGGUCUAUCAGGAGAUAUGUGGCGGUAGUCAGACCAUAGGGACUGUAGACGAAAACUGCAAUGGCACUAUUGAAAAACACAAGGAGGAAUUGAAUGGAAAGGUUGUAGCCCUCUGUGAGAAGGUUGGACACCUGAACAUGAGCCCAGAACAGAAUGUAUCAGAACAACGUAGCGUCAUUACAAAAGAGGAGACCAACUUCAUAGGCAUACUCAACCACUACUGUCAGAAAACCAAAGGGUUUCUUGACUUUAAACUAGUGGGGAAGAGCGGACCAUCACACGACCCUCUAUUUGUUUAUAAAGUAUUGAUCGACAAGAACGAAUACCCAGAUGGUUCGGGUAAGACAGCCAAGGAGGCCAAACAACAAGCGGCUCAGUUAGCAUGGUCUGCUCUGCAAGAACAGUCUGACUGGAACAGCCAGGUGUCCUGCAGAUCAACAGUUUCAGAAGAUGGAGGACUGUCCUCUCUAACCCCCUCCAGUACAUGGCAAGAUGGAGGACUGUCCUCUCUAACCCCCUCCAGUACAUGGGAAUCCCAAGGUGCAACACCAUCAUCCCGGAGUAUAGCAGGAAGUACCUGUAGCUCCAUCAUAUUCACAGACUCCCCCCAGCAGGAGGAAAUCCCUGAGGAAAGCCCUGUAAAUGUGAAGCCUAAAAUAAAACUAGCAGCUAACUUCCAGAUGUCACCGGUCAAGACCACACAGGACGGUCCCAAUUUAAAAGGCAACAUUGGAAGGACAUCCAACCAACCAGUUAUAUCUAGGUUUUCAUCAGAGUUUGAUUCGAUAGAGAAGAUUGGCAAAGGAGGCUUUGGCCACGUUUACAAGGCCCGACGGAAACUGGAGAAUAAGUAUUUUGCUGUGAAGAUAGUACGGAGUACAGAGAAAGCCAAGCGGGAGGUCGGUGCCUUGGCAGAACUUCAGCACCCCAACAUAGUGCGUUACUACACCGCCUGGGUAGAGGACACCGAGUACCGAUGUGACGCCGCUUCUGAGAGCUACAGCACUUCACAUUCAGGCAGCAGUUCGUCCUCUGAGUUCCUGUACAUCCAGAUGGAACUAUGUGACAAGAGGACUUUAAAAGUGUGGAUCGAUGACAGGAACGCCCAUCGGAAACCCAAACGCAGGGAGGAGAGUCUACACAUCACCCAGCAGAUAGUGGACGGAGUAGAAUACAUCCACUCCAAGAAACUCCUACACAGAGACCUAAAGCCCGCUAACAUCAUGUUUGGUAUUAGUGACGGAGAGGGUAAGGGAGAGGUAAAGAUCGGGGACUUUGGUCUGGUGACGGCAGAAGACAAUGACAACGAUGAAAACAUGCUGGAGAGAACGAAAAAGACAGGAACUAAGUCUUACAUGGCCCCUGAACAGAGGAACCAGACCUCUUAUGACAGAAAAGUGGACAUAUUUGCGUUGGGUCUGAUCUACUUUGAACUGCUCUGGAACCUGUCUGGAAUGGAGAAAUCAAAGGUCUGGGAUGAUGUCAGAAGCAAGGUGUUUCCUCAACAGUUCGACACGCAGUUCCCCUUAGAGAACAAGGUGAUACAGUGGAUGCUGUGUGCCAACCCAGAGGAGAGACCAGAUGCCAGGCAGCUGAAAACAAAACUGAACCAGUGUUUUGUUCCGACCAGGGAUAACAACUUCCAUCAAGACAACAUGACCAUCUAAAGACAGUCAGUCGUAUUCAUAAAGGGUCUCAGAAUAGUAUUAAUUGUGAUAUAAAAUGCACAAUUGAUCCUAGAUCAGCUUUCUACUCUGAGAGCUGUGAAUGCAGGCCCUGAACAUCCAACAAGACAACACAAUGAUAUGAUCCCAGAUCAGCUUUCUACUCUGAGAGCUGUGAAUGCAGGCCCUGAACAUCCAACAAGACAACACAAUGAUAUGAUCCCAGAUCAGCUUUCUACUCUGAGAGCUGUGAAUGCAGGCCCUGAACAUCCAACAAGACAACAGAACUAUCUGAAUUUCAACUGUAUUAUACAGACUUUGAAUGUGUCACAAAUCAUGUGUUUUCACUGGAUCUGUCUUUAAACAGUAUACUGUAAUGAACUCUAAGUCCCAGCAGAAUCCAGGAUAGUUUAUCAGUUCAAAAUGUAAUUAUUGCUGCAUUCAUGACAUGUCGGAACUAGGAAACUCAGAAAUGUUCGACUUGGAAACUCAUUGUUGAAAGAUGAUACCCGAGUUUCCCACUAGAAAAGUAUCAGAAUCAACCAACAGGAAGCUCUACGCAAAUAACUUACAUUAAUCUGAAUGUAGUUUCCCACUUGUCAUGAAUGCAGUGUCCGUUAUAACCAUGAAUAAGUAGUUUACUGACUAUAAUGGGUACAAGUCCCAUGUUGAAACCUUAGUGUUAUUUUACCAAGAGUACCUGGUCCUUAAUGUUAUUGGUGGUACUAUACACCAUGGUAUGUAGGCUACGGUAUGUUAUGUACUGUAGGCUACUGUAUGUUAUGUACUGUAGGCUAUGGUAUGUUAUGUACUGUAGGCUAUGGUAUGUUAUGUACUGUAGGCUACUGGAUGUUAUGUACUGUAGACUACUGGAUGUUAUGUACUGUAGACUACUGGAUGUUAUGUACUGUAGACUACUGAAGUUAUUAACAGCUAUAGGUAUAGAUAGAUAAAGCAGAAUAGAUUAACAGGAAGUAAUAUAUGAUGUGCUUUUCUUAAAUGGACAGGAACGUUAUGAAUGUUUGAAAAUUAGAUUGAUUAGAUGGGCUUUGAAAAAUAAAUGUAAUAUACU